CGUUCAUCAUCCCCAGCCUCACUCGUUACAGUCUACGCUCUUGCUUUAGGAAAUACAAGGCUUGCCACUCUUUGUACAGGCGACAAGGGAGCACAUACUAUUUCUAAGUCUUCACGUCUUUGCGCCUCAUCUCUCUCCCACAAAGAUUAGACGACGCUUUGCAUAGACCGUAGCAAACGUAGAUCGGAAGAGCGCACUUGGAAAGCAGCACGCACGAAUAGACGCACCACUAUUGGGCACUUCGUUAUUCUUACCUCUCACAUCAGGAACUGGGCUAUUCGAACAAUACAGCAGUGCGCCACAGCGCCCCCAAGUGGACGAGACGCCGUUGAUCGCAUCCCUCAUGUCAGACGUAGAGGCAGGCCGGAGGAGGAGCAGGCGGCAAACCAUCCUGGCCGCAAGCGCCAUCGGUGCCUGCUCCGUCACUGCUGGCAGCAUCUUCUGCUUCCCGCUUUUCGCUCCCAAUCUCACACGCGACCUGGGUCUUUCUUUGACCCAGACAAACGCGAUAUGGGCCGGCGCGGUCCUUGGGGAGUACAUUACGGCGGGUCCUUGGGGCGCCUUGGCGGAUGCCAGGGGUCCUCGGCCUCUUUGCAUCUCUGCUGCUCUGUUGUUCGGCGCAGGAUACGCUCUCAUGGCCGGCGCCGAUGCCGAAGCGCUUAGAGCAAGGAUGAAUGCGACGGAAGGGGCUGCCAUCUUGCAAUCCGCUCUGGCAAUAGACGACACAAAGGCGGCUCAGGCUGCGGGACUGAUGAUGGGCUACUUUCUGCUCGUGGGCGCUGGCGUUGCUGCCAGCUUCUUUGCAUCUCUGCGGGCUGCGACGCACUAUUUCCCCUCGCAUCCUUCCUUGGCUCUCUCCAUACCCAGCACCCUCUUCAGCCUCUCUUCUCUCUUUCUCACCCAAUUGGCGGAUCUGCCAGCAUUCAAAGAUGCUUCAACCGGUGAUCUGUCUGCGCCUAGCUUUCUCGGCUUCUUGGGAGCCCUGCUGGCGGUAGUCAACGUGUUUGGAGCCUUCGCAUUUGGGGGAUAUCACGGCGUGGUCUCACAGCAGAAGGAGGAGGAAGCGCGUCAAGCCAUAGAAAGAGCCAGCGCUUCGCAGGAAAGCAGUCAUCAGACAGGCCACGCGUUGCCUGGCUCGGAAACGGUGCCAGCAGGCAUUGCGCCUCCGACGAGUCUGCCAGUACCCGAGCAACCAUCGGAAGCCACCCCACUACUGCGAGGCGACGUUGAAAGCGACCGCAAUGCUCCAGCGAUGCCCGCGACCCUUCCUCUAGUGUCGUCGUCGCCAUCCUUUCGCGCGUACUUGCGAUCGCCAGCAUUUUGGAGCCUUACUUUGCUGCUCUUCGCAGCGGCUGGAGGUGCAGAGAUGGUCAUGUCGAGUGUAGGAAGCAUGGUGGUCAGUCUCUUGGCGGUGCACGCCACCGAUGCUUCCCAGAUCGGCAGAGAGGAGCUCAAAGUGCGAACAAGACUCGUUGGUGUGCUGGCCACCACCAACACAAUAUCUCGCUUGCUUGCAGGUCUGGCCUCGGACGCCUUGGAUCCUACUCGUCCAUUCGCAUCGAGCUCCGAAGUUACAAGGGCUCAGUCUCCGAUCCGACGUGCCCUGCACCGCCUAUCUCAAAUUCGAAUGUCUCGAGUCACUAUCUUAAUGGCGGGUCAAAGCAUCCUGCUGCUCUCCUUCGUCUAUGCCGCCAGCGCUCUCGACUCGAUCGCUGGUCUCUCAGCACUGUGCUCGGCCGUCGGAGCCGGCUAUGGGAUGCUCUUUACCCUCAUACCUUCCGUAAUUCUAAUCGCGUGGGGACAACAGCAUUUUGGAAGGAAUUGGGGAAGCAUGACGUACGCUGCUGCGGCUGGCAGUCUUGGCUUCAGCAUCCUCUUUGCUCAAGUCAGCGACAGUGUCGCGCAACGCACUCAGAAUCAGGCGAAUGCAGCGUUGCACGGCUUUGGUGCAGAGGCGAUGAAGCUGGGUGCGGCGAGAGCCUUCACUGCAGGUCUUGCGAAACCGAGCUUUGGAGACGCUUGCUUGAUGGCCCAUGGUGUGCUUGUACAAGCACUCUUCUCGUCUCAAGACGGAAGUGCAGGACGUACAGCUGGGUUGCUCGGGACACACACGCCCGCACUCGAUAGUGUGGCAGGGUUGACUCAAGAUUCGCUACCAGCAGACAAGUUAUGCCUGGUCGGAAGAGCGUGCUUUGGCCCCAGCUUUGCGGCUACUAGCGCUGUCAGCCUCGUCGCGCUCAUAGGCAUCCUACCCUUGUGGUACAGGUGGAGAAGUCGCUUGUAAUUUAGAUCAACUUGCCCAGCUCGCGUCAUUUUGUAUCAUGAUCCACAAUUAGAUCUACGUGCCACCCU
Messenger RNA from Ceraceosorus guamensis, 2352 nucleotides. Its product is annotated as MFS general substrate transporter. The coding region runs from base 344 to 2284 and encodes 646 amino acids. NCBI's taxonomy places the organism in Eukaryota, Fungi, Basidiomycota, Exobasidiomycetes, Ceraceosorales, Ceraceosoraceae. The transcript is spliced from 4 exons. The record is from RefSeq and is a predicted model, not a curated record.